Molecule: messenger RNA, 2844 nt
Organism: Xyrauchen texanus (razorback sucker)
Lineage: Eukaryota; Metazoa; Chordata; Actinopteri; Cypriniformes; Catostomidae
Product: transcription elongation factor A protein 3-like
Exons: 13
Coding region: 134-1294 (386 amino acids)
Biological process (GO): DNA-templated transcription; transcription elongation by RNA polymerase II
Cellular component (GO): nucleus
Molecular function (GO): nucleic acid binding; zinc ion binding
Source: RefSeq, a predicted model, not a curated record
UGAACGGACCGAGUGGGAGCAACUUUUGCUUGUGAACAAAACGUCGUACAUUUCGCUUACAUAUUAACUUUUAUGUGACAUAACAUAUUAUAAACGCAUAUUUAUUAUUAUUAUCGUAGUUGAUGCGUACACAAUGACACGAGAGGAGGAACUGUUGCGGAUUGCUAAAAAGCUAGACAAGAUGGUGUCUAGAAAUAACAUGGAUGGAUCUCUUGACCUUCUGAGAGAAUUGAAAAAUUUCAACAUGACGCUGAAGCUUCUCCAGGACACAAGAAUUGGCAUGUCUGUCAAUGGAAUAAGGAAACAUUGCACAGAUGAGGAUGUUGUCAACUUGGCAAAGAUUCUUAUAAAAAACUGGAAAAAACUUUUAGAAUCAGCUCAAAACCAAAAAUCUGAAAGGCCAAAUGAGGUAAAGAUUGGUAAUUAUCCAAUGAAGCCAUCAGGAUCACCUGACAGGACUUCUCCUGAGAGGCAGUCCAGGAGAGACACUCCUGUUGAUUUUUUCCCCCCUGCUUCGAUCAAUUCCCACACUCUAAGACACUCAUCCACAGAUGUAAAGAAAGAGAGAAAGGAUUCCACAGAUUCCAAUAAGCAGUCUCCUAGAAAGCCCAGCCUGGAUGGAUGGAGAGACAGGAGAGAUUCUACUAGCUCAAAGUCUUGCAGCUCCCCUCUGGCCACGAAAUCUGGUGAAAGCAAGAGUAAACCAGAGACCCCGAAGGCACCCACAACCCCUACAAGCCCUCUGUCCCCAUCGUUUAGCUCUAGUGCGGGCCCUUUAUCACCUCGCCUACAAACCGGGGAUUCCAUCAGGGACAAAUGCAUUGAAAUGCUGGCUGCCGCACUACGUACAGAUGAUGACUACAAAGACUAUGGGGCAAACUGUGAGGUCAUGGCUGCAGAAAUCGAGGAUCAUGUAUACCAGGAGAUAAAAGCUACAGACAUGAAAUACAAAAACAGAGUCCGCAGCCGCAUCAGUAACCUGAAGGAUCAUAAGAAUCCCAAUUUGCGUAAAAAUGUCUUAGCUGGAGCCAUUGAGUUGAGCCGCUUAGCCAGCAUGACUGCUGAGGAGAUGGCCAGUGAUGAGCUAAAGCAGUUGAGGAAUGUGUUGACUCAGGAGGCCAUCAGAGAGCAUCAGAUGGCAAAGACUGGUGGAACCACCACAGACCUGCUUCAAUGUGGCAAAUGCAGGAAGAAAAACUGCACCUACAACCAGGUGCAAACACGGAGUGCUGAUGAACCAAUGACUACCUUUGUGCUGUGCAAUGAAUGUGGUAAUCGCUGGAAGUUCUGCUAAGUUAUGACAGAGCUCCAACAACAGUGACCACACUCAUCAGUGUCCUAAUUUUUUUCUUCUUUUUUUAUUUUUGUGAGAGUAAAAUGUGUGAUUACUUUUAUUUUGUAUUUUCUUCUUAUGUUUUUCAAGCCCUAUAUUCAUAAUAUGUAAAUUAAUUCCUGAAAUUUAUAGAGGUACACCACAUAAUAAAAGCGGGUGUGCUAUACUUUCAUAAUUAAAAUGAAGGUUCAUUACCUAGAAAAUGUAAAUCUUUAAAAAUUCUUUAUUUUAUAAUGUUUUAUGAAAUGCCAGAGUAAAUUUCACUUUUUAUUUUAUUUUUCUACUUUAAUUCACUUUAAACUGAUUAAUCAGUUUAUUGCACAGACAUUAACAAUCUACAUGGGUUCAGAUCAGUUACGAAAUAAAGGAUGAAAUUGACAUUUAAAGGAAUGUACAUUUACUGACAGAUGUAAUCGUUUAUUAGUCAAACUCAUGAAUAGUUUCGUAAAAAGGAUCUAAACAAAAUAUUUGUAAUUAUGAUGCCAUGAUGUUUUAGAAAAAAUCUGCAAAAAAAAAAAAAGUACAAUUCAAACAAUAAAUGUGAUAUUGACUUGAUAUAUACAAAAAAUACUUUCUUUCUUUUUGUCUGCUUUACCUUGAAAUUUGAUGCUAUAUGUUAUAUGGUUUUACAAUUGAAGGGACUGAAGAAAGAAUUUUGAGACGUGCUUCAAGCCCAGGGCCAUUCAGGAACAUUCUGUUGUACAAAGCUCAUCAAAUACACGUGGCUUGUUCAGUCAGCAUACCUGCCAUGUAAAAGCAAGACAUACCACACAUAUAGGCAACACAUAUUCUCUCUCUCUCACUCACAAGCAAGGAAACACACACAGAAAGAGAAAUGAUGAGAUGCAGAACUGUUCUGCAGUAAGACUUCAGAUCAACUUGUGAUGUGGAGGAAACAAUUUUAGUAAAGCUCCACUCUGCUUAAAGGAAUGGUUCACCCAAAAAUUAAAAUUCUCUCAUUAUUCACUUACCCUGAUGCCAUCCCAGAUGUAUAUGACUGUCUUUCUUCAGCAGAACACAAAUUAAGAUUUUUAGAAAAAUGUUGAAGUUAUGGAGGUCCUUAUAAUGUAGGUAAAUCGGUGCCAUCAGACUGCUGGCUAUUUGAUGGUCCAAAGGGCAUAUUUAGGCAGCAUAAAAGUAUCCCACACAACUCUAGUCAAUCAAUUAAUAUUUUCUGAAGCAAAUCGAUAGGUUGGUGUAAAUCGAUAAAUUGUUGCCUCCGGCCAGUGCUGGGAUGCUGGGUGUAAUUAACUAACUCUCACGUGACGUCUGAAGAAAGACAGUCAUACACAUCUGGUAAGCAUCAGGGUAAAUUCAUAUCGAAAUAAUUUUUAUUUUUGGGUGAACUAUUCCUUUAAGCAAUGUGAAGUGAAAUUAAUCAAAAACAAAGCACAGAAAACACACAUUGAUGAGUCACUGCUGAAUACAACUGUCCACAUUUCCAACUUUGUUACACUGUAAACUUACUGCUAAAAUGUAGACAUAAAUAAAAUAAACAUGAAUUACACAGU